GUUGAGCUUUGCGGCAAGCUGAAACGCCAGUGAAGGAAAGCCUCCCUUAGCUUCCUAGUACCUUAGUGUGUCGUAAAUAGAACUGUGAAAAGAAACGAAAUGGCGGCGGAAGGUGAAACUCCAGGUGGUUUAGCAGCGGAGCCCCAAACGGGACCAGAUGGUGAAAUCAUUGGGGGGCCUCGCACACCACAGCAGAUUGCAGCUCAGCGAAGGCUGCAACAGACGCAGGCACAAGUUGAUGAAGUUGUGGACAUUAUGAAAACGAAUGUCGAAAAGGUGCUAGACAGAGACGCAAAAUUAUCGGAGUUAGAUGAUAGAGCGGAUGCCCUACAACAAGGCGCUUCACAGUUCGAGCAGCAAGCAAAAAGUUUGAAAAAUAAAUUUUGGUUACAAAAUCUAAAGAUGAUGAUUAUAAUGGGCGUGAUUGGUAUCGUUAUCAUAGGCCUCCUAUUCGGUGUUAAAGCGUGGCUAGCUGGAGGGUCGCGCGCUAAUGAUGCCAACUGUGGAGGCGCUCGGGGACGCCACUCAGAGCGUGCCACUGUCACACUUGCCUCUUCAUCAUGUUCACAAGUCAAUGGUCCAAUUAAGGAUCAAAUCAUACUUGUAUACGAUGAUGAUAAUGACAAGUAA
Messenger RNA from Melitaea cinxia (Glanville fritillary), 630 nucleotides. RefSeq names its product vesicle-associated membrane protein 2-like. Gene Ontology annotation, biological process: vesicle-mediated transport; vesicle fusion. Bases 100 to 630 code for a protein of 176 amino acids. Gene Ontology annotation, cellular component: SNARE complex; plasma membrane. The record is from RefSeq and is a predicted model, not a curated record. Gene Ontology annotation, molecular function: SNAP receptor activity; syntaxin binding. Lineage: Eukaryota; Metazoa; Arthropoda; Insecta; Lepidoptera; Nymphalidae. The transcript is spliced from 7 exons.